This is a messenger RNA of Diorhabda sublineata, 5012 nucleotides long. RefSeq names its product WASH complex subunit 4 (gene SWIP). Gene Ontology annotation, biological process: endosomal transport; endosome organization. The transcript is spliced from 2 exons. Lineage: Eukaryota; Metazoa; Arthropoda; Insecta; Coleoptera; Chrysomelidae. The coding region runs from base 185 to 3436 and encodes 1083 amino acids. Gene Ontology annotation, cellular component: WASH complex; endosome. The record is from RefSeq and is a predicted model, not a curated record.
AAUUAUAAACAAAAAGUUUUCGGGAGUGUCAGUUUUUAUGAUAAAUUUACUUAUUUUAUAAAACGUUGCCAUAUUCACAAAAACAGAUAGAUUAGGUAAAUGAUACUCAAAAAAGAUUAAUAUCAAAUUGUGAAUAGUUGGUAUAUUUGAAAUGAAACUAAUAAAACAGUAAUUUUGAUGAAAAAUGUGGGAACCUUCAAAUUUAGUGGAAAGGCAGUUCAAUGCUGAAACAAGUAGGUUAAUAGGCGAAGCACAAUUGCAUGAGUACGGAUCAUUUUUGGAAACGUAUACUGAAAGAAUUUCAAAACAAAAAGAUGAAUUUUGUAACAAAUAUAGCAUAGCUAUGCAAGUAAUUACCAUUGAAGAUGCUUCGCCCACUAGAGAAACAGUGGCUCACCUAAUUUAUUCGGAUAAUAAAAUAUUGAGUAGAAUUCUAGCUACUUUAGGAGGCUUGUGUGAUGAGAUGAGUACACUUAUAUCAGAAGUUGAUGAACUGUAUGCCCCUUUCGUAUUGUAUGAAGAUACAUUCGAUAAAGUGUCAAGACAAGCUUCAAUAAGUAAGAUUUUGGAACCAUUACAUAAAAUCAAUCUUUUUGUUAAAAGGGUGCAAACAAUAUUUAUCCUUUGUUUAAGACAAAUAAGUUGUUUGUUGGUUAAACAUACUUUCUCUUCAAGUCAUUUUCCAGCUUUUCCUGAAGUGUUACACAAGCUUGGUGAUUUAUUGAUAUGUCUAUUGAAAUUUGAUCAUAUUUUAGAUAAUCAAAUAUUAAGGGAUCAUUGGUUUUGGUAUAAAAAAUCGAUAAGAAACAUCUCACAUUCCAAUAAGUUGAAUGUUGAUAAGAAUAAAAUGAGAUAUUUGGAUAAAAUGUUGCAAAUAUUAGAAAAUAAUCUGUUAACGGGUCACAUUUUAAAAAUUGUUAUAGAAAAAUGUUUUGAAGAUAAAAAUUUUUAUUAUCAAAUGAAAAACUGUACACUAAAUCAGGAAGUGCAUCUGUUUAUUACAUACCUGUUGACAGAUUUGGAAAAAAAUGAAGAUGUUGAACCAAAUAUUUGGUUAAAGAUGAAUGUGUUUGUUAUUUUUUACUUCAGUAUCUUUGAAAAUAAUGACAGGAAAAUAUUGAAACGAGUUUUAGAUAUAAACAAGAAACAUUCUGCAUGUACUUUAAUCGGUAAUAUUAUUUGGUAUCCCGAAAAAUUUUUACUUAAACAUUUCAGUAUUUUACAAAAGUAUAUUGAUGAAAGGGCUAUUGAAAAUAAUCGAUUAAAUCUAAUCAGUGUUAAAACUUCCAAUUUUCCGAAAGAAUCUAGUAUAAUUUGUUUAAACGUUUGUUAUUUUUUAAUGGAACUUGAAAAAAUAUCAAAACUUGAUACAAAUAACAUCAAAUCUGGGGAUUUUAAUAGCAUAGUAAAUAGUUUAAAUAACGGGAUUAAAUUGUUGAAGAAAAUAAAUUUUUCUGUACAGUGGAUAUUAAAUUUACAUGCCGAUAAAAAUUUACCAUUACAAAAAUCCGUUUUACUAUCAGUUUGUAAGCUAAUUGAAUUAUUAAAAUGCAUCCCAUUGAUCUGUAAAAAAUAUACAAUUACAUUAACACACAUAAUCUUGUUAACCACCCAACAUUUAUCAUAUAAAACUUUAGCUUUGGUAACGGCAAUCAGAAAAGGGUUCACCCAAGAAAAAUCAUACAACGAAUGGCAAUUGGAUGUUUUGUCAUCUUUAAACCUUUGCGAACAAGUUUUGAAAGCACCUCCAACUUCCCGAAGGCUAUUAAUAGCUAAUUUAGCUCUUUCCGCUAGCGGUUUGUACAGCAAUGAUUUCUCGAAACUCAAACAACUGCUACAGCAACUAGAGAUGAUAAUAAACUUUUCUAAAACACUAAGGGAAUUGAGUUGUUGUUCUUUCAUAAGAUGGCAUAGCAGUUAUAUGCUUCCCAUUUAUUUUACGAAAAUUGUACAAUCCAAACUCGAUUUAUCGCGACAUUCUUUAAUACUUUAUGCUUUAAAUGAUUUUUCAAACGAAUUAACCGAUAAAAUUGUUGAAGAUAAGUUUUACGAACCUAUAGAACAAAUAAUAGAGAGACAAAUCAGACUGCAGACCCAUCUACAUUUACAGUUACCGCCAAUAGAACCGUUUGAAAAUUAUUUUUCAAUAAAUUUCAACAAAUACCUACCGAUACCUGUACAUAAUGUAUAUAAAAAUAUAAAAAUUGAUGCCGAGCAUCAUUUGAGUACGAUGUUUUAUAAUUUAACUUCGGUUGUGUUACAUAAUUGGAAAACUUAUGGGGAAAUGAGACGAUUAGCUUAUCUACAAUAUGGUUUAGAAACUAUAGACGAUAACCUUCCUAUACAAACUUUAGAACAAGGACUAGAUGUAUUAGAAAUAAUGAGGAAUAUCAAUAUAUUUGCCAGCAAAUAUCUCUACAACCUAAACUCUCAAGUUUUCAUAGAAAGAAACAGCGAAAAUAAACAUUUAAAUUCCAUAAAUAUAUCCCAAGUAGCUAACUCCAUAAGAACACACGGUAUUGGUAUAAUGAACACAACCGUAAAUUUCACUUACCAAUUUUUGAGAAAUAAAUUUUAUAUAUUCUCGCAAUUUAUAUACGACGAACUCAUCAAAUCCAGAUUGAUAAAAGAUUCGAGAUUUUUUUCCGAAUAUAGAAUAGAACUAGAUCAAAUGUACCCGUACGAAAGAGCAGAAAAAUUCAACGUGGGUAUUCGAAAAUUGGGGUUAAAUCAACAAGGCGAAAGUUAUUUGGAUUUAUUUCGAAAAGUCAUCACUCAAAUUGGUAACGCAAUGGGAUACGUUCGAUUAAUGAGAUCGGGAUGUAGAAGAUGUCUCGCGGACGGUACAUGUUUCAUACCGGAUUUAAAAAAGAAAAAUCUAGCUGAAGUUAUCGAAAAUGCAGAAUUACCGGAUUUAACGAGAAAAGCUGCGGGGAAAGUAAUCGAAAUUCUAAAUACAUAUUUGGAUAAUAUAGAAGAUAUCACUGAAUACUUUCAGUUAUUGGUGAAAGUUUUUGUACCGGUACUAAGAAACAAAAGUAAUUUGCAUUUGAAAUAUUUUUUCAUUAUCGUACCUCCUUUAACGAUCAAUUAUAUAGAGUAUUCUUUGAACUGCAAGGAUAGAUUGAACAAACGCAACAAAACUGAAUACGCUUUCACCGAUGACGGUUUCGCUUUGGGACUGGCUUACAUUAUAGAAAUAUUGAAUCAAGAAGAGCAAGUUAAUGGUUUACAUUGGUUUCAAUCCGUUCAAAAGAAAAUUAACAACGAUAAAAUUAAAAUAAAAGAACAAAUUUCCGAUGCGAAUAAUUCUGAUAAUAAAUUGAGGCAGACGUUACUGUUGACCGAAAAAAAACUGAAUGCACACGAACGGGAAUUUAAACUUUUAUAUUACGGUUAUAAUAGCGCUCGAUUAUUUUUUCAAACUCAAACCUAAUAAAAACGUAAAUAGAAUUAUUUAUGGAACCGUUUGUGAUAUCCAUAUUUACUACACAAACAUUACACUGCUUGAGAGGCGUUUUCUCAACCAAGCUAGUAGUCUAGUCAACAAGUGCUUUUUAGAUCAAAAAUUAUUCGCCGGCUCUCAAAAAUAUGGUUGAAGUCACAUUCGAUUCGUAAUCACAUGUAGAAAGUUUUUGAAAAAAUUGAGAACGCGCUCACAAAAAUUACAAAAGUUUCGCGUAUAUCUCAAAAACUGUUCGAAAAGCGGAGGAAAUUUCCUAAGAAAAGUUUUAACUCCUGCUAAUGUAAGACCAAUUACGUCCGAAAACAAGUUACUUUUUAAACCCGGCAUUAUACAGGUCAAAAAUAGUUACGAGUUGUGACACGUGGGGUGUGUAGCAAACCCCAAAUUGUUUCGGUCAGCGAUGCCUUUCUGAUAUCAAUUUUGGAAAAAGUUUAGUGCUUUUCUGGGCUUACUUAGUAGGUAAUAUUGAAAUCUUUGUUCACCCAAAAUUUUUCUGAUAUUGCCACGUAAAUUGAGGGCAAGCUUGGGGUUAGACAGCCUUUGAGUCUGGUGGUCUUUGAUUAAUUCCAUACCUAAUUUUUUAUUAUUAUUACAGCAGGCAGGUGGGUAAUAAUAUUUUCGGACCUGUUUCUUGCGUUAUAUUCCUUACAUCAUGUCAUUCCAUUAUUUCCAUAAAAUUGAUGGAUUUCAACCGGGUCUGCGAGAUUUUGUUGGCCGUCGACUUCCAGCAUUUCUGGGUUUUCUUCUUUGGCAUCCUGUUCUAAGUCAGGGUUUCGUCGACUUCAUCGGAAUCAUCCUCAUCAAUAAAGUUUUCGUCAUUUUCUUCAUCUUGCCACUGUCUUUGGAGACGUCUCUGCUCUUCUUAGACAAAUGGAGUGUGAGAAACCCCAAGCAACUUUGAAACGGUCCUAUUCGUACUGUGUCUAUGCUGGAGCUAUGCUUUCAACAACCACGUGUAGAGGAAUACUUAGUUUGAAAGUACUGAGGCGCUAGCGUCGUUUGGCGGUCAAUUUGAAUAUUUUUUCUGCAUUCUUCAAACGCUGGGGUUUUUCACACCAGAUUUUACUGGGCGCUGAGAUUACCCGGCUGUUAUCAACUAAUUUACUGUAGAUAAAGACAGGCUAUAUAGCCUUAUACCAUGAUGGGGUUGUUAUACCUAUUGAUUGAAUUUAGAUUGAAAAUAAACAAGUGAUUUGUAUUAAAAAUAGAAUAUAGCUGUUAUACAGGGAUGAAAUAUACUCGGAGGGUCUGUAAUUUGGAAUAAAUUUCACAAUUAUAUCGGAUUAGUAUUUCCAAUUGCGAUUUUUGAGCAGUAGUAGCCAUCAAAAUGAAAGAGUUGCCAUUUAACGUUGGCGUCUUAUCUCAUUAACUAACAUCCUGUAUACAUUAUUAUUGUAUAUAAAAUACUAAUCGAAAGCUUUCGAAAAAAAACUGAAUUUAUUCUAAAUCGCAGAAUCAUAUUAUAGUAGUUAUUAUAUGGAUAAAUAAAUAUAUAUUUUUUGUAAAUUAUUGAAUUUAAAUAAAGUAUUCAAAGUUUCAUACAAAA